AUGCCUCUCCGGGCCGGCUUUCGGCACGCUGAGGCGAACUUGUUUGGCGUCCUGUUAGCAAUAAUUCUGAUUUUGACGCGAGUCUCCGCGAUUCAAGAGGACAGCAAAGUAAUUGAGGAGCAGCAGCCUGUUGAGAAAGCUGCCACUGGCCAACCUGCAGGUCCAGCAGUCAGUCAGGAUGAGACAGGAAAAGGCAACCUGGGCUUUAUCCAUGCGUUUGUGGCAGCCAUUUCGGUCAUCAUCGUUUCAGAGCUGGGAGACAAAACCUUCUUCAUCGCAGCUAUCAUGGCCAUGCGAUACAACCGGCUCACUGUAUUGGCAGGAGCUAUGCUGGCUCUGGGUCUCAUGACCUGCCUGUCAGUCCUGUUCGGUUAUGCCACCACUAUUAUCCCACGAAUUUACACCUACUAUAUCUCCACGGCGCUGUUUGCCAUCUUUGGCAUCAGGAUGCUAAGAGAGGGGUUGAGGAUGAGUGCUGAUGAAGGCCAGGAAGAGCUUGAGGAGGUGCAGGCUGAGAUUAAGAAGAAAGAUGAGGAGCUGCAGCGCUAUAAGUUGGCCAAUGGGGCUACAGAUGUGGAGACAGGGACAGCGGCGACCAUGUUGCCUCAGAGGAAGUGGCACAGUGUGAUCUCGCCCAUCUUCAUCCAAGCACUAACCCUCACUUUCCUGGCUGAGUGGGGAGACCGCUCUCAGCUCGCUACCAUUGUCCUGGCUGCACGAGAGGAUCCAUUUGGAGUGGCAGUGGGUGGAACUCUGGGACAUUGUCUGUGCACAGGCCUGGCUGUUGUUGGUGGGAGGAUGGUAGCUCAGAAGAUAUCAGUCAGGACUGUUACAAUCAUUGGAGGGAUCGUUUUCCUUGCCUUUGCUUUCUCUGCUCUCUUCAUCAAGCCAGAAACUGGAUUCUGAUUGGAGGAAAGACCUUCUGGUGUUUUUCUGUAAAUACCAGCUCAGCUGUGCUCUACUUACAAAGAGGGACUGUAAACAAAGGCUGAGUGUGAAUAUUGGAGUGUGUAUGACUUAUGUUUGUUUGUGUGUGUGAGUGCAGUGUUAUUGCUCACGUCUUAAAGAUCCUGUCACAGAAGCUGUGUUGGUUUUAUACUAUUUUUUUUUCCUCAUUUAACAGAAGGUUUGAAAUGUGCAAUGCCACAUUAUUAGCUGGCCUCAAGAUUGAAUGCGUUUAGCCGUAUGUUUUCAGGGACUGCCAGCUUCCGUGACAGGUGACCUUUAGUUUUUUACUAUUAUUUUUUUUCCUUUCCCUUUUUGUUCUUCCUCAGUCUCCAAAUUACUCCCCCACCAAAACAUUUUUUCUGUUUACUUACGAAUCUCCAGUCAGUGUACUUGAAUGUGCUGGGUAGUGAGUAUUCUGGCAACUUUGAGUCUACAGUCACAACAUUCAGUUAAACGGGCUGUGUGCUAAUGCAUACGUGUAGCCCUUGCCCAGUUCCACAUGAUGUACGUCUGCAUUUGUCCUUUGAUCUACUGUAUGUGGACCGAUUUGUGAAAUUCUGUGCUCAUACAGUGACAGAGUACAGUACAGAGGCCCUUUAAACUAAUAUCCAUCUAAGGUCAUUGCACAAUCACAACUACAGGUACAGAGUGAGCUGCAGGUACAGACAGUUUGAACAUGUCGCAGCCCAUUCACUCUCGCCUGCCACUCAUGAACUGAGAGCCCAUUCAGUGGCCAGUAGUGCUUUUUAGUCCUAUUUUAUAUUUAAUCAAAAGUGAGUUUACCUUCUUGUACUCCUCCACUGCCAUGAAGUGAACAGUUGCCCAAGGUAAAGUCCUUUCAGGCUGUCAGCUGUGGAAGCAGUUUCUAUUUAUUAUUCUUUUUUUUUUUUUUUUUUGUACUGUAGUCCUGUCAGGGAAGACACUGAUUGCUGGUUUUUGUUGUUCAAGGUGACUUGACUUCAUUGUCAAUAUUUGACAGGACUUGUCCAGCUUUAAAGGACAAGCAGAUUCACUAUUUUGUGGCGCAGCAGAUGGUGACUGUACAAAAAAAACAAACUCCUGUAAAUACUCUAUUAAAGCCUGUCAGUCAA
Messenger RNA from Pygocentrus nattereri (red-bellied piranha), 2039 nucleotides. It is a transcript of the gene tmem165, whose product is annotated as transmembrane protein 165. Lineage: Eukaryota; Metazoa; Chordata; Actinopteri; Characiformes; Serrasalmidae. Gene Ontology annotation, cellular component: Golgi apparatus. Gene Ontology annotation, molecular function: calcium ion transmembrane transporter activity; manganese ion transmembrane transporter activity. The transcript is spliced from 6 exons. Gene Ontology annotation, biological process: Golgi calcium ion homeostasis; Golgi calcium ion transport; calcium ion transmembrane transport. The record is from RefSeq and is a predicted model, not a curated record. The coding region runs from base 1 to 906 and encodes 301 amino acids.